AUGAAAUACUUAGCUGCUUACUUAUUAUUAGUCCAAGGUGGUAACACCUCUCCAUCAGCUUCUGAUAUCUCUGCUUUAUUAGAAACCGUUGGUGUUGAAGCUGAAGAAUCCAGAAUCUCUUCUUUAUUAUCUGAACUUGAAGGUAAGUCUGUUGAAGAAUUAGUUGCCACUGGUAACACCAAGUUGGCUUCCGUUCCAUCUGGUGGUGCUGCUGCUGCUUCUUCUGGUUCUGCUGCCGCUGCCUCUGGUUCCGCUGCCGCUGAAGUUGAAGAAGAAAAGGCUGAAGAAGCCAAGGAAGAAUCCGAUGACGACAUGGGAUUCGGUUUAUUCGAUUAA
Molecule: messenger RNA, 336 nt
Organism: Dujonia railenensis
Lineage: Eukaryota; Fungi; Ascomycota; Pichiomycetes; Serinales; Debaryomycetaceae
Source: the annotation of a GenBank genome assembly